AUGUCAUCUCCCUCCAUCUCCCCAGAUGAGGAGUUCCGGGGGAUGUUCCGGAGCCCCCCGCCCCACACCAUGCGCCAGGCCCCCCAGCUCCCGAGGAAGGAGCCACCCCCAUUCUGCGAUUGGAGGAAGGCGGGGGCUGUGACUGCCGUGAAGGACCAGGGCAAAAAGUGCCGCUCCUGCUGGGCCUUCGCUGCUGUGGCCAAUAUCGAGUCCCUCUGGAACAUCCACUUCCACCAGCCCCGGAACCUCUCGGUGCAAGAGGUGUUGGACUGCAGCUGGUGCGGAGCGGGGUGCAAAGGGGGCUACGUGUGGGACGCCUUCACUACGGUGUUACACAAGGGUGGUCUGACCAGCGAGGAUGCCUAUCCCUACACAGGGAGACAGGAGACAUGCGACAGUCUCAAUGAGCCGGCUGCCUAUAUCCAGGGCUUCCAGACACUACCUGGAGAUGAAGUGGAAAUAGCUGCACACGUUGCAAGCAAGGGCCCAAUCACAGUUACCCUGAACUCAGCUGUCAUGAAGCAUUAUAAAAAGGGAAUCUCCCAGCCCUUGGUGAAGAGCUGUAGUCCAGACCAGGUGGAUCAUGUUGGCCUGCUGGUUGGCUACGGGCAUGUGAAGAAAAGUCAGUACUGGGUCAUCAAGAACUCCUGGGGGGAAGGCUGGGGAGAGAAGGGCUAUUACCGUCUCUCUUGCGGCAGUAACGCCUGCGGCAUCACCACGUUCCCUGUAACAGCCACCGUCCACCGCGUUGGGGCUCCGGGACAUAACGUCCUCUGCCCGCCCUGAAGGGGGUGCUGCUGCUGCCGAGAGCCUGCUGACUCCCUGCCAAGACCCCUGCCACCGCCAAGACAGAACUAACUGGGGCCACGGGCCUUCCCUGGGUGAUGCGGGGAAUGAAUUUGAUACUCAGAGUGCUCUAGCUCCAUCCCCACAGGUACCCAGAGCUGGGCUCGGCCCUUUCAGCAACACUGCCUCCAGGCGAAUGCUCCUUCCCUUUGCUGCAUCAGGGAAAGGGGCCAUGAAACUGCCAUUAAACUGCUUUUAUGUGCUGUGCGUGGCCCCUUUGAUGGGGGGAGGUUGUUUAAUUGUUAACCCGAGUGUACCACCCGACUCCCCCCAUGCUACGCACUCCACACACCAGCACCCUUGGUACAGCAACGGUGCUGGCUUUAUUGGGAUGCUACGAUCACAGCUAAGGGGGUUUCCAGGUGCUGCCCCAAGGCCAUGAUGGGGGAGAAACAGCCCUUUCCCCAGCAGCUCUUAAUUCCAAACUCCCCCAACCCCCUCUGAUGUAAGGAGCUGGCCUGAUCCCAGACAACUCAGCUGGGUUUGCACCCUAGGUGGCGGGGGGAGGGGGGACGGCAGCCCCGACACCCCCCUCUACAUGGUCCCAAGUCAGCAGUGUGCACCCUAGGGCAGCUGGUGGUUUACUGCACAGCAGGGGGCCUUGGCUCCCAGUCCUGGCUCUGAUCCAGUGAGGGCUCCUAUGGGAUCUACUGCAACUCUGGUCUCUAUCGCCCCCCAGAAGCGGUUCAGGCAGCAACUAGGCCCUCACUCACUGGCAUGUUGAUAUGGGCAGUCAGCAAGGGCAUGCUCUGGCUCUCCCGCAAUACAA
Malaclemys terrapin pileata is the source of this 1615-nucleotide messenger RNA. RefSeq names its product cathepsin W-like. Gene Ontology annotation, cellular component: lysosome. The coding region runs from base 1 to 786 and encodes 261 amino acids. Gene Ontology annotation, molecular function: cysteine-type endopeptidase activity. The record is from RefSeq and is a predicted model, not a curated record. Lineage: Eukaryota; Metazoa; Chordata; Testudines; Emydidae. The transcript has 8 exons.